Molecule: messenger RNA, 1161 nt
Organism: Culicoides brevitarsis
Lineage: Eukaryota; Metazoa; Arthropoda; Insecta; Diptera; Ceratopogonidae
Product: lipase 3-like
Exons: 4
Coding region: 1-1161 (386 amino acids)
Biological process (GO): lipid metabolic process
Molecular function (GO): hydrolase activity, acting on ester bonds
Source: RefSeq, a predicted model, not a curated record
AUGGUUAAAAAUCUCAUAGGCGGUUUAAUGACUUUUUUCACGGCUUUGCUAAACGUGAAUUUACCUGAGCAUUUGCAAGACACAAACGCUGUGGGUAAAGUCAUCACGAGAGAAGGAUAUCCUUACGAAAUGUACACCGUGCCCACGGAUGAUGGUUAUUUGCUCGGCAUGCAUCACAUUCCCGCGAAAAAUCCGCUCCCGCAACACAACAAUGUCCUUCUCAUGCACGCCGCCAUGACAGCGGGCGGCCAAUUUGUCAUUAAUGGCAACAAAAGUUUAGCUUUUAUGCUCGCCGAUGCCGGAUACAACGUUUGGAUCAUUCACGCACGCGGCACUUCGUAUUCUCUGAAGCAUCAGAAUCUCUCGAGCGACGAUCCGAAGUUUUGGGAUUUCAGUUGGCACGAAAUUGGCAUGUACGACAUCCCGAAUACGAUAGAUUUCAUUUUGCGCAAGACGGGCGACGAUAAACUUCAUUUUGUCGGGCAUUCGCAGGGACCGACGGCAUUUCUCGUGAUGAUGUGCGAACGCCCCGAGUACAAUGAGAAGGUGAAAAGUUCAUAUUUGCUUGGGCCAGCGGUUUAUUUGCACAACACGUACAAGCUGAUGCGUGGCAUGACGAAUUUGAUCGUUGACAUAGCAAAGGAACGGAAAUUGUACAAGAUACAGAUGAAGGAAUCGGCACUUUUGUAUCUCCUAUUGAACUUCUGCAAAGGACCUGUGUUGAGUUUGUGGUGCACAAUGCAGCAAUUGAACGCUUUGGGAGGCGAUACGGGACAAAUUCUUGAUCGGCAUGCUUUUAAACACACAAUUGCCAAAUACGCUCGUGACAACAUCUCCUCGAAAAUUCUUUGGCAUUUCGCUCAAGUGCAAAACAGUGAACGCUUCGAGAAAUACGAUUACGGCAAGGAAGAAAAUUUGAUGAGAUACGGAUCAAUUCAGCCUCCGCUCUAUAAUUUAACGCGAGUUACUGUUCCAAUUGUGCUCGCUUAUGGGACACGAGAUUCUUUAACGAAAGCUGAGGAUACAGAAAUUCUCAUUCCUCAACUAAAAAGCAUCACAAAAGUGAUAAAGUUGCCAUGGAAUCAUGUUGACAUGAUUAUCGGUAGAAACGUGGAUACGCAAUUGUAUAACAACAUCCUUGGGUUGAUGGCACGAACUUGA